ACAGCGCAUCCCGGAGUCUCCAAAGCUCCGCAGCAUCCCGGCCAAACACCCGACGGGUGGGGAAAAGUUGCGCCUCCUCACUUGUGAAAGUCUCCUCGGUGUUUGUGCGAAGUGACGGAUCCGUGAUGCGCAGCGACGCAGACAAGUGAACUUUCUUUUUCCUUUUUCUUUUACGCAUCCAUGCCGAGGCGCGCACUCUGACUCUGGAGAAGGACUUUUCCCCAAAAAAAUUACGCGCGUCCUGUCGAUGGGACCUCAUGUUUGUCACGGGAGGAUUUCUGCUUCUGAGAAGUUUGAAAGUUGAGGAGUGAAGAGAGGAGAAGGAGGAGAAGGAGGAGAAGGAGGAGAAGAGAGCUGUCCGCACGCUCGGGAGGAGACGAGGGGACACUUUGGAGUUCGUUUGGCGAUGGAGACUUCCGCAUCGAGAGCCUCCGAGAAAAAAGACAAAAUGGACGGGAGUGGAUUCUCCGACCUCCCGAAGAAACCCUCAGAGACGAGAGCCCCCCACCACAUCUUCCCCACCUUCCACACACCCAUCCCGAUUGACAUGCGGCAUCACGAGGGACGAUACCACUACGAGCCUCACGCGCUGCACGCCAUGCACGGCCCUGCAGGUUUGGCCGGCAGCCCCGUCAUCUCCGAUAUCUCCCUGAUACGCCUCUCACCCGCUGCCGUGGCCACCGGCGACUCCCCCUUCAGCCCGCCUCACCCGUACGUCAACCCCCACAUGGAGCACUACCUGCGCUCCGUGCACGGCAGCCCCACCCUGUCCAUGAUCUCAGCAGCCAGAGGACUGAGCCCCGCCGACUUGGCCCAUGAGCAUUUAAAAGACCGCGGGCUGUUUGGACUCCCUCCCCCUCCUCCGGGGGCGAGCUCGGCCGAGUAUUACCACCUGAUGGCCAGCCACCGGAGCCCGUACGGCGAGCUGCUCAUGCAGGGGGCCGGGGCCACCACGGGGUCCCACCUGUCCGACUACAUCACCCCCAUCGAGGUGUCGCGGUUUUCCAGCCCCAGACUGACGCCGCGGCUGAGCAGGAAGCGGGCUCUGUCCAUCUCGCCGCUGUCGGACGCCAGCAUCGACCUCCAGACCAUGAUCCGCACCUCGCCCAACUCGCUGGUCGCCUACAUCAACAACUCGCGCUCCAGCUCGGCCGCCAGCAGCUCCUACGGACACCUGUCUGUCGGAGGACUCAGCCCGUCCUUCCCGUUCCCUCACCCCAUCAACCCCAUGGCGUACCAGCAGCUCCUCUCCCAGCAGCGGGGGCUCAGCGCCUUCGGACACACCCCGCCCCUCAUCCAGCCUCCGCCCACUUUCUCCAGCCGCCAGCCGGGCCUCGGCCUCUGCUCGCUGCCUGGCUCCGCCCACAACAGCGACCUGCCGUCCAAAAACCACAGCGGUGACUCAGCCGUCAGCAGCACAGUUGACCCCAUGAUCACCAAAAGGUCAAAGGUCAAGUCCGAAGGAGAGGGACUGAGGCCGUUGUCUCCGUGUUCACCGAACCACCACGGCAGCUUGUUGGACCUGAAGGACGACGUGGAUCGGGACGAAUGUAAGCAGGAGCCCGAGGCCGUUUACGAGACCAACUGCCACUGGGAGGGCUGCAUCAAAGAGUACGACACGCAAGACCAGCUGGUCCAUCACAUCAAUAAUGACCACAUCCACGGAGAGAAGAAGGAGUUUGUGUGCCGCUGGGAGGACUGUUCGCGGGAGCAGAAACCCUUCAAAGCUCAGUACAUGCUGGUGGUUCACAUGCGCCGACACACAGGGGAGAAACCACACAAGUGCACGUUCGAAGGCUGCUCUAAGGCCUACUCCCGUCUGGAGAACCUAAAAACACACCUACGCUCGCACACCGGAGAGAAACCGUACGUCUGUGAGCACGAAGGAUGCAACAAAGCCUUUUCAAACGCCUCUGACCGAGCCAAACACCAGAACCGGACACACUCCAAUGAGAAACCCUAUGUAUGUAAGAUCCCCGGCUGUACCAAGCGCUACACAGACCCCAGCUCUCUCAGGAAGCACGUGAAGACGGUCCACGGCCCUGAGGCCCACGUCACCAAGAAGCAGCGCAGCGACCUGCCGCCGAGGCCGCCGGCGCCGAGAGAGAACGGCGAGAACGAGGCGGGUAACAGAGAGAGAAUCCAGAGGGACGACAAGAUAUCAGACAACAGCUCCCCCAGAGGCAUGGAGGACUACCUGCACGUCAAAUCCAUCAAGACUGAAAACUCUGUGAUGUAUCAGUCCAGCCCUGGCGGUCAGUCAUCAUGUAGCAGCGAACCAUCACCACUUGGCAGUGCCACCAACAAUGACAGUGGAGUAGAAACGGCGGCGCACAGCGGGGGGAGCCUGGGGGACCUCAGCACCCUGGACGACCUGCCCUUCGUGGAGUCCUUGAGCUGUGAAGAUUCCGCCGGCGGGGUCGCGGUGGUGGGUCUCCACCUCCGAAAGCAGUUCGGCGCCAGCCAGCGUCUGGAGCAUCUGAAGAAGGAGAAGCUGAAGACGGUGAGGGACUCGUGCCGCUGGGCCAGCAACACAACACCCGUGGUCCUCGGCACUAAGCUCCCACCCAUACCGGCAAGCGGGUCCCUCUUGGAGAGUCCAAGUAUGGGUGGUGGUCCGGCGUCCUUCCCUGGUUCCGGCUUUGGUAAUCUGAGCUCUGGUAAAACGACUCUGCUGGAAAACCUUUCCGAGCGCCGUGACAGCACCUCCAGCACCCUGAGCUCAGUUUAUACCCUCAGCCGCCGCUCCUCAGGCAUCUCCCCUUGCUACUCCAGUCGGCGCUCCAGCCAGGCCUCGCAGUUCGGUGCCAACCGCCCCAGCAACCUUAGCUCCGCUGACUCCUACGACCCCAUCUCCGCCGACAUGUCCCGGCGCUCCAGUCAGGCCAGCCAGUGUGGGGGAGGCAGCGGAGGAGCAGGAGGGUGCAGAGGAGGGGGUUUCCCCAGCCCUCUCAGCCUGACCCCGGCCCAGCACUACCGCCUCAAGGCGAAAUACGCUGCUGCCACUGGAGGUGCGCCACCUACACCUCUUCCAUACAUGGAGCGAAUGUGUCUUAAGACCCACGCAGCACUGUGCGGGGACUCCCAGGAAUCCUCCACCACCAACCAGCCUUCCAGGCAGUACAGCAGCUAUGCCACACGGAGCCUGAUGCCCCAUGAGGUCCCGUCACACAUCCCCCGCAGAGCCAGUGACCCCGUAAGACGCGUGGCCAUAGAUUAUCCCAGCCAGCCACAAAUGCAGCGCUACAACAGCAUGGGCACACUGAGUGGAGGGGUGACCAUGCAGCCCCAUCCACCUCCUGCAGCACAUCUAUUCCAGCAAGGCUGCCUGCGACCGGAUGGUAGUCCCCACCACUACCCUUACAGCCUGCGACCGCCCAGCAUCUCAGAAAACGCCCCCAUGGGGAUGAUAACGGACGACAUCCCUGAAGAGGACCUGAUGCUGCCUGAUCUCAGCACUGACAACAGAGCGUCAACAAAUCAAGAUUUCCAAGGAAACCCUAAUCUGCAGCAUCAGUCGUACUUUCAGAGAAGGAUGGCUGUCAUGAACAUGAACCUGCCUAGUCAGGUUUUAGCCCCCUCCAGCAUGAGUCCAGGGCAGCAACGACAGAUGUGUCCGUCUUCACCAAGGGACAGUAAGGCCAAAGUACUUCCUCAGUGGAACAAAGUCUCUUUGGGACCCACAGAUGCGAGCCAGCACUACUUCAAACCUCAGGUCCGAGGGAACCUGGCUGUCCUCCAGCAAAACCAGAACUUUGGAUCUCUUCACAACGAUCUCAGAUCCAACCAGCAGAUGAUCCAAAACCUUGUCAACACAACACAGCAGAGAUGCAAACAAUUGAAUACCGAAGCAACCUGCGUCCAGCAGCAGAGACUCCAGCAGUUGUCAAAUCUGAAUGAAGCACUCGGCUCUCAGUACAGCUUCAACAGUCCUUACGAUAAGAACGGUAACUCCACUUAUCCACCUUGUAACAACGCAGCAGCAGUCAGGGGGGACAUGCUGAGCCCCACAUGCAAACAGGAGCCGGCGGACAUGCACUUUGCUGAUGCUGGAUUUCAGCCUGUGCAAGUAAAAACAGAGGAAGGAUCGGUCGUGAUUUCAGAGCAGCACAACUGUAACAUGAAUCCCUUGCAAACUGGGAGCCACCUCCAGCCGAUGCCGCCGACAGAGCUUCCGAGCAGGCACCUACCAGGGCCGAAGAGGAUGCACCAAACGAGGAACCCAAGCACCCCAGAUGUUGCCUCCAAACUACCCAGCGGUGGAGUUUUAGGACUUCACUGCAGCAACAACUCUGACGACAAUGCCCUGUACUACACAGGGCAGAUUCAAGUAUUUGAGCCCAACGGGAACUUGGACCAUCACGUGGUGAAUGUACCUCCUUUUGAGAACAAUGUAGUGUCUCAGAGUCCAGGCAACAACCCGACACCAAGGACUGUAGACUGUACCGCAGUGCUGGAGCAGGCGCAGAUAGACUUUGAAAGCAUGCUGGACGAUGGGGAUCACUCCAGCCUCGUGUCAGGAACCCUGAGUCCAGGUCUGCUCCAGAGCCUGUCCCAGAGCUCCUCUCGCCUCACUACACCCAGGAACUCGGUGACGCUGCCCUCGGUGCCAGCGGGGACGGGGAACAUGGCCAUCGGGGACAUGAGCUCGUUGCUGACCGCUCUGGCAGAGGAGAGCAAGUUCCUCAACUCGAUGUCGUAGCAAACUGUCUUUGAACUCCUGAUGCACGAUAAACAUUCAACCAACUUAACGUUGACUGUGUGUGCGCCAAAAAGCCUCUGCAGUGUGUGACGCUUGUUUCUUGUACAGUCUCAUUAUUUAAAUGGCAGUUUUCUAUUGUUUUUGAAAGCCAUAUUUCUGUUUUUGUUUUUGCCUUAGCGAGUAAAUAUGAUGUAAACAACAGAAGUCUUUCAGUUGUUGUACAGGUCUGCAGUGAGAACCGUUUACUAAGUGCCUGGCUCAGCCAAAACUACGUGUAAAUGCAACCUGCGUAUCUGGAAUGUACCAUCGCCACCGACUUGUUUCACACUGUAAAUGACUCGAGCUGAACUUUGAUAUCAAGUCGCUCAUAUGUGCUGGAGGAGAAUCGUCUUCUCUCCCUCGUCACAGCCGCUGAUGAACUGUGACGUCUCAGUCGGGCUGCACGGACUUGAUUUGUGACUGAAUUAUGAGCCCAUGCAGAAAUCUGAGAAUAAAGAAUCAAGCUUUUUUUUCCUUUUGUACAUCGUUGUACCAGUGUGUCGUGCUGGUUGAAUGUAAAUAUCAUUUGUACAUUUUUAAGAAAUACAAU
This is a messenger RNA of Epinephelus lanceolatus (giant grouper), 5291 nucleotides long. Its product is annotated as zinc finger protein GLI2-like. Gene Ontology annotation, molecular function: RNA polymerase II cis-regulatory region sequence-specific DNA binding; DNA-binding transcription factor activity, RNA polymerase II-specific. Gene Ontology annotation, cellular component: nucleus. The record is from RefSeq and is a predicted model, not a curated record. Lineage: Eukaryota; Metazoa; Chordata; Actinopteri; Perciformes; Serranidae. Gene Ontology annotation, biological process: regulation of transcription by RNA polymerase II; smoothened signaling pathway.